UCGUUGAAGAAAAAUUGUUUGUCACGAUUGUUAUCUUCUCUAAAUUUUAUAGAUCUACCUGGACCUAAAUUCUGUUAUUUUUAAAACAUCAACAAUGGUUAAGGUAGCGGAAACUCAAGAUGUAGAAAUGAAAGAUGCAUCAGCAAAUGAUGCAAAUAAAACGGAGGAGACAGAAAAAGAAGAAAAGAAAGACCCCGAACUGUUAACUUUAGAAGAUAUUCGGGAGCAUGUGAGACAUAUUGAGAAAGCUGUCUCAACAAAAGAGCCACGGUUCAUGUCAAGAGUUAUCCGGGCCCUUGUCUCUGUUCGUAGAAAACUUAAUCCUCGCAUACUUCGCUCCUUAAUGAAAGGCUACUUCACAGCACCAAAUGUGACAAACAAAGAAGAGCUGUUACCAUUUCUUGCUGAUUUGAAUGGUUUCCAGGGCCAGAGUGAGGGCAUGAAUGGAAUCUCUGGGGUAUUUCGUCCACGAUCUGGCAAGUUGGCUCAAACACCUGUCUUACCUGAGGUUGAGAUCUACAUCCACCUUCUUGUCCUCAUUUACCUCAUUGAUACUAAGCAAUAUGAAAGGGCAGUGGAAUGUUCAGAGCUUCUGAUGAAGAAGUUGAUAGUACAGAACAGAAGGACCAUGGAUAUGCUGUCUGCCAAAUGUUAUUUCUACUAUUCUAGAUCAUAUGAACUAACUAAUAAGCUGGAAAUUAUUAGAACGUUCCUCCAUGCCAGACUUCGAACUGCCACGCUUCGCUCUGACCACGAAGGCCAGGCCACACUAAUCAACUUGCUGCUACGUAACUACUUGCAUUAUAGUUUGUUUGAGCAGGCAGAUAAGCUAGUAUCCAAGUCUACCUUUCCUGACAGUGCCUCCAACAAUGAGUGGGCUCGUUACUUGUUUUACUUAGGUCGGAUAAAGGCUGCACAACUUGAGUACUCAGAAGCUCAUAAACAUUUGCUUCAAGCUACAAGAAAAGCUCCACAGCAGAGUGCCAUUGGCUUCAAGCAGACAGUUCAGAAACUGGCCAUAACAGUGGAACUUCUGCUUGGAGACAUACCUGACAGAACAGUCUUUCGUCAGCAGUCCAUGAGAAGAACACUUGCCCCUUACUUCCAGCUUACCCAGGCUGUAAGAGGAGGAAACCUACAGAAAUUUAACGAAACUUUGGCCAAGUUUGGCACCAAGUUCCAGGCAGAAAACACGUACACUCUGAUUGUUCGGCUCCGCCACAACGUGAUCAAGACAGGAGUGAGGAUGAUCAGCCUCAGCUAUUCACGCAUCUAUCUCUCAGACAUUGCACAGCGCUUGACUCUAGACAGCCCAGAAGAUGCUGAGUUUAUUGUUGCUAAGGCAAUUCGAGAUGGUGUGAUUGAAGCCACUAUUGACCAUGAAAAUGGCUAUGUGCAGUCCAAGGAGACUGGUGAUGUGUACAGCACUAAAGAACCCAUGACUGCAUUCCACCAGAGGAUUAGUUUUUGUCUUGACAUUCACAAUCAGAGUGUGAAGGCCAUGCGUUUUCCACCCAAGUCUUACAAUAAGGAUCUAGAAUCAGCAGAGGAGCGUAGAGAGCGGGAACAACAGGAACUGGAGAGUGCUAAAGAAAUAGCCGAGGAGGAUUUUGAUGGUUUCCCUUAGUGCUACAAUACUAACACAGGAGCGUAGAGAGCGGGAACAACAGGAACUGGAGAGUGCUAAAGAAAUAGCCGAGGAGGAUUUUGAUGGUUUCCCUUAAUGCUACAAUACUAACACAGGCAUCAGCACCAGCCACCACACACCAGCAACAUUUGUAUCAUCAGAUUUUUACAGCCAUAUUCUUUCAUUAUCUGGCAGUUAUACCAUUUUUUUUUUUUACUGAAGUGAAGCUGUCCAAAUACUGUAGGAAGUUGUCAGAAGUAGUGGGUUUGAAUGUUUGUCAGUAAAGUAGUUCUAGAAGUUUCUGCGUGAGCGACUGAUGUUUAAACUUCCACCCAGUUUGUGCUGCAACUAUUCUGUUGAUCCGUGUCCAUGUCAUCUAUUGAACUUUGUCUUUUUUAUUGGCAGUCAUGUUUAUUGGACGCUUUAAGAUUUUACUUCAGACAUCUGUCUAAAACAUUUUAUCUGAGCAAGUAGACCAGUGUUUGAUGAAUGUGCCACUUCAGCCUGUGGCUGAAAUAAACAAGUUGAAAUUAGAGAAAUGUCUCCUAACAACUGUCAAGAGUUGAGCAAGUUGCUGAGUCAUUGAAUUGGGAGCUGCUUGUGUCUGGUUUCUGUGCUGUUGGUGAUGUUCAGUGUCUUGAUUUCAUUUUUUUAGUUAUUGACUAAUGUGCUAAUUGUUAGAACAUGCUGUUUGUUUAUUUAAAUACAUGUUGUACAUAGUUUAUUAUAUAUUAAAAAAAAAUCUUUUGAAAACUGUUUUA
Messenger RNA from Physella acuta, 2388 nucleotides. Its product is annotated as 26S proteasome non-ATPase regulatory subunit 3. Lineage: Eukaryota; Metazoa; Mollusca; Gastropoda; Physidae. Gene Ontology annotation, biological process: regulation of protein catabolic process; ubiquitin-dependent protein catabolic process. Gene Ontology annotation, cellular component: proteasome regulatory particle, lid subcomplex; proteasome complex. The record is from RefSeq and is a predicted model, not a curated record. Gene Ontology annotation, molecular function: enzyme regulator activity.